Messenger RNA from Carassius auratus (goldfish), 1294 nucleotides. RefSeq names its product glycine-rich cell wall structural protein 1-like. The transcript has 4 exons. Gene Ontology annotation, cellular component: extracellular region. Bases 1 to 1083 code for a protein of 360 amino acids. The record is from RefSeq and is a predicted model, not a curated record. Gene Ontology annotation, molecular function: peptidase inhibitor activity. NCBI's taxonomy places the organism in Eukaryota, Metazoa, Chordata, Actinopteri, Cypriniformes, Cyprinidae.
AUGACAGCUCGAGUGCAUUGCUCGUUGAUUGCUGUUGUAUUGUGUCUGUUCGGAUACUUGAGCACAUCAGAUGCUACUAUAGGUUUGGGAUGGCAUGGGAAGCUGAUGGGCUUGCUUUCCCAUCGAGGAUGUUCUUCUGAUAAAGACUGCUCUAGAGGAAGCAAAUGUUCUGUUCUCGAUUUCACUGUGAGUUUCAUGAAGCCAGGUCGAUGUCCAAACCUGAAGAACAUUCCACUGUCUGCUAAAAGCUGUAUCAAUGAUGGCGAGUGUCCUGCCAUACAGAAAUGUUGCCCAAACACCCGUGGCCAUGCAUGCAGUGAACCAAGCAGCCAGGGCAGCGGAAUGGGCCAGGGCAUGGGCCAAGGAUUGGGCCAGGGCAUGGGCCAAGGAAUGGGCCAGGGAAUGGGCCAGGGCAUGGGCCAGGGAAUGGGCCAGGGCAUGGGCCAAGGAAUGGGCCAGGGCAUGGGCCAAGGAAUGGGCCAGGGCAUGGGCCAAGGAAUGGGCCAGGGCAUGGGCCAAGGAAUGGGCCAGGGCAUGGGCCAGGGCAUGGGCCAAGGAAUGGGCCAGGGCAUGGGCCAGGGCAUGGGCCAAGGAAUGGGCCAGGGCAUGGGCCAGGGCAUGGGCCAAGGAAUGGGCCAGGGCAUGGGCCAAGGAAUGGGCCAGGGCAUGGGCCAGGGCAUGGGCCAAGGAAUGGGCCAGGGCAUGGGCCAGGGCAUGGGCCAAGGAAUGGGCCAGGGCAUGGGCCAGGGCAUGGGCCAGGGCAUGGGCCAAGGAAUGGGCCAAGGAAUGGGCCAGGGCAUGGGCCAAGGAAUGGGCCAAGGAAUGGGCCAGGGCAUGGGCCAGGGCAUGGGCCAAGGAAUGGGCCAGGGGAUGGGCCAAGGAAUGGGCCAGGGCAUGGGCCAGGGCAUGGGCCAGGGAAUGGGCCAGGGCAUGGGCCUGGGCAUGGGCCAGGGCAUGGGCCAGGGCAUGGGCCAGGGCCUGGGCCUGGGCAUGGGCCAGGGCCUGGGCCUGGGCAUGGGCCAGGGCAUGGGCCAGGGCAUGGGCCUGGGCAUGGGCCAGGGCCAGGGCCAGGGCCAGGGCUAGGACAUGGGUCAAGGGUAGAGGCCAGGGCAUGGGCCAGGGCAGUGGUCAGGGUCAGGAAAGUGGCCGGGGCCAUGGUCUGUGAUGUGAUCAGGGUAACUGUGGACUUUGAAUCUUUCAUAGGAAUUUUGCAUAACAAAAUUCUACAAAAUUUAGCUUUGACUGUUAAGAAAGAUUCUUCCCCUCCUUCCCUCAAAUAAAAAAAAAUUGCUUG